AUGUUGGCGAGAAAAUGGACGUGGAAGGAAGACGGCUCCUCAGUUGCUCCAAAGUAGAAUUUUUCGCCGCCAAGGAUGCGAUUUUCAGGUGUGGCUCCAUACCGAGAACAGUUUGGACCGCCUGCAGUAGCGCAAUCGCUAAUGCCCCCGUCGGAUCAGAGACCUGCAGAAGUUGCACCCUCUGCAGAAGCAGGCGAACCAGAGCACUUUCAAAGUGGCGAUGAGAAGGAAUAUUUAUGGAUUCAGAAGUGA
Molecule: messenger RNA, 252 nt
Organism: Gongylonema pulchrum
Lineage: Eukaryota; Metazoa; Nematoda; Chromadorea; Rhabditida; Gongylonematidae
Source: the annotation of a GenBank genome assembly